AUGAAUGUAGUAGAACUAUUUGUAGGUACAGAUUGUAUAGAUCAAAUGUUGAAAUAUUUAGGUCAAUAUGAUAGAAAGAGAUUAAUAUUAAUUUCUCAUAACGGCAGUGGAUUCGACAACUGGAUCGUGCUUAAAAAUGCAAAAAAACUAACGCAUUGCCCUUUAAAAACACCCAGAGGAAUUCUAUCUUUUCCUUUAUCUAAUCCAUACACGGAUGAAGAUUUACAGAAAAAAUGGAAAAGACAGAAAGAAAUAAAGGGUAAUCAUUUACAACAUAUUAAUUUCACGUGUUCCUAUCAACACGAAUCCUCUAGUUUGGCUGCAUGGGGAAAUUCUUCCAAUCUUCCCGCGAAUUUGAGAAAGAUUGCCGACGUAUAUAUCGCUAAAUACACACAAGACAACUGGGAGGAAUUGAGACACGAAUGGGAACCUUACGACAAGAGAGACACUCUCUGUUUGGGAGCUUGUUUGAUAAAAUACAACCAAGUUACAAAAGAAGUUGUAAACCAGAAUAUGUCCAAUAAUCUAACGGCUCCAUCUUUAUCUUUAAAGGGUUGGUAUUAUUUAUAUCAUUACGAUAUAGAAAUGGUGGAAGAAGAAUGGUAUGAAACUACUAGAAUGGUUGCGAAACAUACCGAAAAAGAAAAUAUAGAAAAAGUUUAUUCGCACACUAAUCCUUUUAUAAGAAAUUUUAUCAGACGAUCUAUUAAAGGAGGAAGAGUUUCGGCAAAUAGAAAAUCAUUUGAAACGAACAAAAUGGAUGAAAUUUGUAAUGUAUUAAAGGAAUAUAUUUCACAAACAGAAAGUAAUAACAUAAUUGAUUUAUUCAAAGAAUACAGCCCAAGCACAAAAGACAAAUCGGCGGUUCAUUCGAGACUUAAAAAAAUAGAAUGUACUAAACUAAUGGCAUUUGAUGCUAACGGUUUAUACGCUUCCGCCAUGUCGGAUUUAGACAGUGAAUAUCCGAGAGCGGAAAGUGGAAGAGCGUUUCUACCAGAAGAAGAAAAAGAAUUUGUAAAACUCUUCAAUAAACAAAAAUUCAGACCUAGAACAGCUAUUUUAACAGUGUGGUUUGACUAUCCCAAAAACAUGUUCUUCCAACUGAUACGAGCUAAAGAUAAAAUCACUUUCACAAUAAAGAAGGUAAAAAGGAAACUGGUAACAAAAUCAGAAAUAGUGAAAGCCGGUGGACGAAUUAUUAGAAUGUUAGAUGGUAUAGUUUACGAAGAAAAUUUUAAAACUCCACCCUAUAGAGAUUAUAUUUUAAUUUUGAGAGAUUUAAGAAAUAAAUAUAAACGAGAAGGUAAUAUCGUGGGUAGUAAUUGCAUGAAAUUAUUAGGUAAUUCCUUGUAUGGUAAAUCAAUUCAGAAAGAUAUAUUCACAACUAGACAUUUAUGGAAUGAAGCAACUUUACAGGCCAACUUUGAUUCACGCGUUAAAACCUAUGAGAAAAUUAAUGAUACUCAAUAUAUUGUUGAAACAGAAAUUGAAGAAAAAGAGAUUACUACCGAAGACAGUAAAUCUACACGACUAACACCUAGUCAUUUGGGAUCAUUCGUUUUAUCUCACAGUAAAAAAAUAAUGAACAAUUUCAUUCACGUCAUAAAUGGAUUUUAUAAACCCGAAAUAUACUAUACCAACACCGAUAGUUUGUACAUUUCAUCCAAAAAUUGGAAAAAACUAAACAGAGCUGGUUUAGUCUCCGAAAAAGACUAUUGCAAAGGUAAAAACGAUUACGGUGACGGUGGAAUUAUAUUUGGUUUAUAUUUAGCACCAAAAGUCAAAUACAACAUCGUUUUGACUUCUGAUGGUGUUUUAAAAGAAAAGAAAACGUUUAAAGGUUAUUCUAAUGAUAAGGUAAGUGUGGAAGAUUAUGUUCAGUUAGCAAGCGGACAUGAUGUGUCGAACGAAUUUAAUAAACCAUGGGAAAAAAAUUUCACCAAUGGAGUAGUUAUUCCAAAUGAUAAACAAACUAAAGUUUUUAGAAGUUAUUUGAAUAAUGUUAAAAGAAAACCACCAAACAGUGAAGGAAUUAUGUAUCCUUACAACGACAAAGAUGAGUAUAGUUUUGACGAAAACUAUAAAUUUGAUGAUUUUGAUUAUCUUUCUAAUCAAGAAGAGAAUGAAGAUUGUUUUAAAUGA
Messenger RNA from Lottia gigantea (owl limpet), 2142 nucleotides. RefSeq lists its product as hypothetical. The transcript has 2 exons. The record is from RefSeq and is a predicted model, not a curated record. Gene Ontology annotation, molecular function: nucleotide binding; DNA binding; DNA-directed DNA polymerase activity. Lineage: Eukaryota; Metazoa; Mollusca; Gastropoda; Lottiidae. The coding region runs from base 1 to 2142 and encodes 713 amino acids. Gene Ontology annotation, biological process: DNA replication.